Messenger RNA from Folsomia candida, 3425 nucleotides. RefSeq lists its product as uncharacterized. The record is from RefSeq and is a predicted model, not a curated record. Lineage: Eukaryota; Metazoa; Arthropoda; Collembola; Entomobryomorpha; Isotomidae. Bases 205 to 3372 code for a protein of 1055 amino acids. The transcript has 18 exons.
UACGUAUAAGCCAGUUGUUUAAUCGUAUUGUGUGUGUACCUAUUGCAGUAUUAACGUCAAUUGAUUACUAGAAAAAAAUACACAGGCAUCUAAAAGUUAAAAAUUGUGAUAAAUUUACAAAUAUUAUUGAAGGAAAAGUGAGAUCUACAUAUGUACAUACUGAUUAAAAAACAUUAGAAGCUCUUGUUUUUAAUUCUGUGCAAAAUGAAAUUAAUACACAAAUCAUUUUACAACAUUAUUUUAACAAUUUUACUCAAAUAUAUCAUCAAUUCGGACGAAUUAAGCUUGGAUGAAUUUGGUUAUUACAAAAAUAUUGUUGUUGCAAUCGACGAAAGAACUGUGCAGAACGAUGUGGAAAACUACACGGAUAUUAUAAAGAUGGGAAUCCAAGACUUGUCUGAUCUGCUUCACUAUACAACCAAUGGAAGGUUUUCUAUACAAAAUGUCGACAUUUUAGUACCUGAUCACUGGGAUGUAGAGAUUGAUGGGCCUUCCACAUUUCAGUUUUAUGAAGCCGCAGAUUUAAAAAUUUCACACACUUUUGCUCUUCCCUUCGUGGACAAUCCGAACGCUUGCGGAUUUUCGGGUCGUGAUAUGCAGCUUCCAUAUAGCUUUUUUGACUUUGGAGAUUCAGGAAGAUAUGGGCGUUUGGGGAAAGCGUUACUUGCACAAUUUGCUCGACUUCGAUUUGGCGUUUGGGAGGAACAUGGCUUUCCUGGAGAUGCUAAAUUUCCUUAUUACUGGAAACGGUUACUUGGAACAGAAUGGGAAGUUAACACUUGUACAGAUGCACCAAUUGAAGGAAUUUACAAAAACAUAUAUGACGAGACUCCGUGUGGGCCAGAUCCUGACGAUGUUGAUAAUUUAUACCCACCACCAAGCGAUUGUCGAUUUUUCCCAAAUGCAGCUCAGACGGCAAAAUCAUCUCUGAUGAGUUACCACCAUUUACCCACAUUUGAAGCCUUCUGUAACUUUGAGACUCACGAUCGGGCUAAACCCACCCCACAAAAUUACUAUUGUCGCUAUAAAAGUGUGAUGGAGGUUAUGGAGACUACACCAGAUUGGAAAAUGGUGACAGAACAAAAUACGGCAGGUCGUGUCAACUUCACGGUGGUCAAAAAGUCUCCAAAACCCAUGCUCUACAUCCUUUUGGAUGCUGGAUUUACGCACGCACCAGCCCAAAUCCUUCCGCAAAUUUCUUCUCGCCUUUCAACUUUUAUCGAAUCUCGCGAAAUGCGCAGUAUUGUUGCUGGGCUUGGAAAAUUUCCAUCCGAGGAUCCCACUCAAAGUUUUACGGAGGUUAUACCUUGGACUCCAAUUAGGAAUGUUACUCAGGAAUUUGUAACAGCAUUUCACACAACGUUUGGUAAUCAGGCUGGGUUUAAAGACUACGCUGGAGCAUUGCGUGAGCUACUGGUUUCAUUUAACCAGCGAAAACAUACAUCUGGGGCUGCGAUUUUAAUUGUCAAACUGAGUCCUGAACCUAAUACAGGAAGUCUAACUUUGGAAAGUCAAGUGAUGGUUCCUCUCUUACUCUCCAACGUGAAAAUAUUUGCCGUGGAAGUACGCGGAAGUCCAAUCCAGGCAGGAAACGCGCUCGAGCGAGUUGUCGAAAAGUCGGAAGGGUUGCACUUGACGAUUUCGGAGCCAUCAGAUCUUGGUCAACCCUUUGACGAUUUUUUGACUGACUUGACAACCACCCUGCAAACCCCGUUUACUCGAAGUAAAAAAUAUAUAGUUGGAAUGGAUGAAAUGAUUUUUUGCAAUGAGGCAGUGGGGUUCAAAUCGACUUCUCGAAUAACACAGUUCGAACUAUUCGCAAUACCAUUGUCAGGAGGGUUUGCUAGCCCAAAGCUGUGGGGUGGGACUGAUGGAGAUUACAUUGAUAUUACGUUACAAGAGAUGACGUGGGACUCCGCAGAAACUGCUACAGAUUCUCGGAAAAGCUUUUACUUUUCAUCUCCCGAAGGGGAAGAACCAUUGGAUAGUGUACGCUGGUCACGUUUGUCCCUUGGAUGCGAUAGUGUUUGCAUUUGCAUAGCUCGAGUUACUGUGUUACUGCAAGUGGAAGACUUGGACUUAAUCCCGAAAGAUAUCAAGCUCACCGUUACAACGUCCGCAAUCAAUGGCAUUGUCGACUUUAGAGAUGCGAACGCUGGGUCAUACACCGGCUCAGCUUUUGCCAUUUAUGCAAAAUUGGAUCAAGACGGAAUUCCGUUCCAGGCAACUUUAGGUCUUAACGUGACUGCCGUGAUAUCUUGUCCCACUGCGCCAGGAAAGCACGCGUGGUCUGUACAACUUAAAGACGAUGGAAGUGCGUCACCGGACAUAACCACAAACGACGGUAUAUUCUCAGGGGAAUUUGUCCCAGAAGUUACUGACGACAUGGUGGAAUUUGAUGGGAUGUACGAAAUCUUUGUGAUUGCAAAAUAUGAAAAGUUUGUUGAGCCAACUGUACCCACUAAAAUUAUGGACGGCAAAAACGAAACUCAAAACUUUGCAUCAUUUUCACCAAUUGGGAGAUUGUUUCCAGUUGAUCAAGGACACAUUGGGUGUGGGAGUGGUUAUCUGGGCUGUUGGAGUAAAAUUGCAGAAGAAAAUUUUUUCGUUAGCUCCAACCUUGAGAAGAACGUAGAGUUUGUCAAUUACCAAUUGUUUCAGGCGAUCGGAACAAGAAUAGUGGAUUUGGUGAUAACUCCACUUGAGAACAACCAAGUCAAUCUACAAUGGACCGAUCCGAGAGUUAGAGACCCAAGGGGUAAUCCAGACCAAGUAGAUUUUUAUGAAAUUCGACAUCAAGAUGAGAUUGAUAAGCUGCUGUUCGAUUUCGACCACGCUGAAAACCUACCGGCAAAUAAGUUGCCGAAUACUCAACCACCUGGGACCCUACAAAGUGUUACUUAUGAUUUUGGUAGGGAAGCGAGUAGAUAUUACGCAAUAAGAACUAUAGUCACGUCCUCCGGCAUCGAAGUAUGGUCACAACUGUCGGUCAUUGUGGGUGUGAAUAUUAAGACUACGUUAGAUGCAAGCACAACUACGACAACUACAACAACAAUUAGCCCCACGACCAGAACAACGCUACCACCACGAACGACCUCAGCCGGUCCCACAACGACGGAGGCCGAGAUUACGACAAUCAUUACGACUCCAAGAACGACUAAGGCGCGUUCGACAACUACAAGGCCCCCACCCUCCACGACAACAACUCCAAAGCCCACAACUACUGUUCCGCCUCCGGCAACGGAUGACCCCAUAAAACACUGGUUUGAGACAACGGAGGGGAUAAUCACCUUAUCUGUUUUUGGCGGAACAGUUCUUACGCUAUCAGUUCUUGGAGGAGGAUUUUACAUAUGGAUUACAAAAUAUAGAUAAUCGAUUAAUUUUAAUAAACUACAUAAAUAAAUCGUUUUGUUAAGUAUCGCAAA